AUGAAGUAUGAACUUUACGACCAAUCCCAUCAAAACGGAAGCGACGUUUUGCCACGGUUGCAACUCCAAUCUGUAGCCGUUUCACUUUCAAUUUAUUAUAAGCAAGACUCGUGUGCCGGGAAAUAUUACCACAUCCACCUCACCACCUCCAUUCACUUGGCAACUAACAAAAACAAUGACAAAACAGAGUGGUGCCUGAGUUCCUCAGGUUCCAACGAAGCAGUGGAGAAACGACGAUCUAGUUCACCACGAUCUGGAAGAUCUGGAAGAUCUAGAAGUCAUGAAUCUGAAGAAAGCCUGAAAUUACAGAGGAAUAAGAAUUUGCAGGAAUCCAAAGAGGCAAAUUUCUCAAGGCAACAGUCUUUGGGGGGAUCGAAACGAGGCAGAAGCUCAGAACCCAGAGUAAACCCUGAGAAUGACACAACGUACAACCUGUUUGCAAUCUGCAAUCACACUGGAGAAUUUGGUGGUGGCCAUUAUGUUGCUCACAUUAGACCAGAAUCCUCCAGUAAAUGGUACUGCUUUGACGAUUCACAUGUCGCUGAGGUGGAAGACUUUGUUUAUGAAGCAUGCCGUGGCAAUGGGGUGCCCUGCAUAAGAUCAUCUACAGCAUAUUUGUUAAUGUACAGAAAGGAGAAAGCCAACAUCAUGGAAGAAUCUGUUGGGGACACUGAUACAGAUGCAAAAGCUCAAAGGAUCAAGACACAACGAAUAUGUGAUGGAGGUAACAGAGGUCAACAGAGCGAUGAAACUUUCUAUCCAAAUUUACAAGGUCCUCCAGGCAAGAAUCGUACACCAGCAAAAAACAGAGAUGAAAUGAUAAGAACAAGAGAUGGCAGAAACCAGACUGAAACUGUGGUAGAUAAUAGGGACAAACCAACUGUAGGUGACAAGUCAGGUGAAAUAAAUAUUAAAAGCAGCAAAGAAACAAGAGCAGAAAACACAAUAAGUCAGAGUAGCAACAAAGUGAAAUUAGAACAAGCAGAACUGACCGAUGUAAUAAGUGAAAGGAAUGAUAAUGAAAAGAUUCGAUUGAUAACAAAUACAGCAAUGGAAACCUGCACUGAGGUAGAAUCUGAGAAAUCGGUAGAAGGAUUAUCAGUUAUCAACAGCACAGAAGCAGAUGACUCCAUGUGUAACUGUGGAUGUUUCCACCUUAACUUUGCACCUAUGGUCCAAGCUAUCUCAAAUUUACUGAACUGACUUUUUUGCUGUUGGGCAAAAAAUAUCUGAAGGGAAGAUGAAAUUAGUAACAAUCAAUUAAGCAAAAUAAAACCCUUUCAUUCAGUUUUCUAAAAUUAGUUUGGUUAUAAAUUAGUUUUUGUGAAUUCAGAAGCACAUUAUUUGCAUAUCUGCAAUGUGGAUUGUCAAGUCAGAUCUGUGCAUUUUAUUCGGGUUUAUUCAUAAUUUUAGUUUCAGUUUUUAGUUUUUGAGAUACAGCGCGGAAACAGGCCCUUUGGCCCACCAAGUCCGCACUGACCAGCGAUCCCUGCAC
Molecule: messenger RNA, 1495 nt
Organism: Amblyraja radiata (thorny skate)
Lineage: Eukaryota; Metazoa; Chordata; Chondrichthyes; Rajiformes; Rajidae
Exons: 8
Coding region: 1-1203 (400 amino acids)
Biological process (GO): protein deubiquitination
Molecular function (GO): cysteine-type deubiquitinase activity
Source: RefSeq, a predicted model, not a curated record